Messenger RNA from Pleuronectes platessa (European plaice), 5916 nucleotides. RefSeq names its product acid-sensing (proton-gated) ion channel 2 (gene asic2). The record is from RefSeq and is a predicted model, not a curated record. Lineage: Eukaryota; Metazoa; Chordata; Actinopteri; Pleuronectiformes; Pleuronectidae. Bases 1542 to 3218 code for a protein of 558 amino acids. The transcript has 10 exons. Gene Ontology annotation, biological process: sodium ion transmembrane transport. Gene Ontology annotation, molecular function: ligand-gated sodium channel activity. Gene Ontology annotation, cellular component: membrane.
GCGCGGACAGAGCUGUGGCGCAGGAGGAGGAGGAGGAGAGGUGCAACGGGAGGACAAGCUGCCUGAAAACCCGGAGCAAAACGCGAGAGACCACGAGAGAGGGAGGGAGAACAAAACGGAGAGAGACCACUGAGGGGAGAGAAGUCAUUUGGAGCAGCGAGAGGGAGAAAGCUGGAUGAAACUGACAAGGACACGGAGGGAAGAGAGCGCACAGAGAAGCCCGUCCUGACGGAGCAGAGAAGCGGGGGAGUGCGUGCACAAAGUGGAAAAGAAGACAAGAAGGAGGAGGAAGAAGAGAGGGAGCCUGACAGGAGGUCGAGCUUACGGGGCUUGACUGACACAUUUGCAAAGAGAAGGAGGAGGAGCGUGAGGGCAAGUUGAUGGAUUUGAUUUGGUGAGUGUAUUUUUAGAAGGAGGACUGAAGACAAGAGAGAAAUAUUGAAACUAGAGAUGCUGCCUUUGAGUGGAGGAAAAAUAAGAGAGAAAUAACAGGAGACAGAGAAAAGAAGAGAGAUGUUGAGAUCAGAGUGUGACAGAACAGAUUAUCUUUGGUCUGGUUUCCCGCAGGAAACCACUGAGAGUGUAUGUCCGUGUGCGUGCAUCAGUGCCUCCUUCUCCAUGUGAAAGUGCAUUGGAGCGUGUCUCUGACUAUAGCUGUGGUGCUGAAAAGGAGGUCGGCCACAAGAUGAAGCCACCCUGUGAUUACCUGCAGGAUCUUCUAACACUGUUUAAAGCCAAGUGGGAGGACAGACAAGGUGCAGAGUGGUGACAUCCCACGGAAGUCGAGGCAUCAGAAGUGAGACUGCAAAGUGGGAGAGAAGAGAAACGAACAGGGGAGACUUUUGUGAAGUCAGUUAAAGCCUCAUACUGAAGAGCGCAAAGGAACUGAGUGCUGCCCCUGGCUGCCGAGCAGCUCUGCAAGACAGUGAAGCCAAAGAACACACAUUUAACUCAAGAGAAGAAAAACCACGGCGCAGGAACAAGGCAAGCCCUCUACUGCCAGACUGCACCCCACCAGCCAGUUUCCUCCACUGUCAUCUCAUUAUUUUAAUUACCUCCCUCUCUUUCAUUUGUCGUUUUUUGUCCUCUCUGCUUAGCCCUUGGUAUUUUGUAUUCUACCCUCCUCGCUCCCUCUCUCUUCCCCCCCUCCUCCUCCUCUUGCCUUUGCUCUCUCUGUCUCAUCCUCUCGUGUUCACUGUCACACUAACUGCGGUGGAUGCUGGAGUCACUCAUGUACAAGCUACCUUCCUUGGAGCACAUUUGCCCAGCUGACUUUUUUUCUCCUCUCACCGUUGAGUUGGAUGAUUGAAGCACUCUCACAUAAAGAGUCCAGGAGAGAUGACCAACAAGUAGCUUUUCAUCAGUGCUCCUGCACCACCAGAAGAAGAGGACUUCAACACACACUGCUUUCGGUGAGGUUAUUUCCUAGUGGGCAUACGCUGGACUGUUUUUACAGUUAAGACCGUAUGGGUCAUUCAUUUUCAUAAGGCCAAACAGAUAUCCUGGUGUGGAUUACAGUAGUGGAUUUAUCCUGGAGCUACAUGUGGGCCCCAGCCCCUGAGGCCUGGCUGGGAAAUGAAGCCUUUCCCGCGGCUGUAGGAGCGCUGUGGGCAGCGAUGGCCCUGGAGGGGCGCUGUCUCCGGCGGGGAUCCCCAGCCAUAAUCAGAAAGGGCUGUCAGCGACAUCCUAAAAGGCCAACUCUGACCCGGGUCACUUCUACUCUGCUGUCAAGGACACGCCUGCAUGGCCUGAGGCACGUUUGUGUCCCUGGUGGCUCAGUAGGCCGCAGGGCCUUCUGGCUGCUGGCCCUCUGCACCUCCCUGGGGCUGCUUUUAUCUUGGUCCUCCAACCGUCUACUUCACUGGCUUUCCUUCCCCACAUACACGCGGAUCCACGCUGAGUGGGCCAAAGAACUGGCCUUCCCCACGGUCACGAUCUGUAACAACAACCCUAUCCGCCUCUACAAGCUCACCAAGAGCGACUUGUAUUUUGCCGGCCACUGGCUGGGCCUGCUGCUGGCUAACCGGACAGUGAGGCCCAUGGUUCUGGACUUGCUUCAGGAGGACCGUCGGGCCUGGUUCAGUAAGCUGUCGGACUUCAGGCUCUUUCUGCCACCCAGAAACUUUGAGGGAACCAACCUGGAGUUUAUGGACAGACUGAGCCACCAACUGGAUGACAUGCUUCUCUCGUGCAAAUACAGAGGAGAGCCCUGCGGAGCUCACAACUUCUCUUCUGUGUUCACCAGAUAUGGGAAGUGCUACGCGUUCAACGCUGCCGAGGAAGGGAAGACGCUCCGCACCACCAUGAAGGGAGGGACAGGAAACGGCCUGGAGAUCAUGCUGGACAUCCAGCAAGAUGAGUAUCUGCCAGUGUGGGGGGAUACAGAGGAUACAGCCUUCGAGGCAGGUGUGCGGGUGCAGAUCCACAGCCAGGCUGAGCCCCCCUUUGUUCACGAGCUAGGCUUCGGCGUGGCCCCCGGAUUCCAGACUUUUGUCGCCACACAGGAGCAGAGGCUGACCUACCUGCCUCCCCCGUGGGGAGAGUGCGAGUCGAAGGCCCUGGAGUCUGGCUUUUUCCAGGUCUACAGUGUAACCGCCUGCAGGAUUGACUGUGAAACCCGCUACAUUGUGGAGAACUGCAACUGCAGGAUGGUGCACAUGCCCGGUAAUGCUCCAUACUGCACGCCUGAACAGUACAAAGACUGUGCUGAGCCUGCCCUUGCUAAACUGUCGGCCGUGGAGAGCAGUAACUGCUUGUGUAGGACGCCGUGCAACAUGACCCGCUACAACAAAGAGCUGUCCAUGGUCAAAAUCCCCAGCAAGACCUCGGCCCGCUACCUGCAGAAGAAGUUUAACAAGACGGAGAAGUACAUCACAGACAACAUCUUGGUGCUGGACGUGUUCUUUGAGGCUCUGAACUACGAGACCAUCGAGCAGAAGAAAGCCUAUGAGGUUGCAGGCUUGCUGGGUGACAUUGGAGGUCAGAUGGGUCUGUUCAUUGGAGCCAGCAUCCUCACCAUCCUAGAGCUGUUCGACUAUGCUUAUGAGGUGGUAAAGGAAAGACUACUGGAGCUACUGAGUCGGGAUGAGGAGGAGGAGAGUCAUGCGGAGGAUGUGAGUUCCUGUGACGCGGUGGCAAACCACUCAGAGUCCAUCAGCCACACUGUGACGGUCCCGCUGCAGACGACGCUGGGCACCCUGGAGGAGAUUGCCUGCUGAGGCCCUCCCCCUCCCCCCCAGAGCCACACAUCCAGAGGCUGCCCCCACUGGGUGGCGCUGCAUCCUCGCUUAGGGCACUAUGCAGGGACCUAACAGGGGAGGGGAAGAGACAAAUACAAGAACAGGGGUUGGUCUGGGGACGCCGCUGUGCUCUGUCACACCAACCUGUCUGAGGCACUAAUGGGGAUUAAGGAGCUGUUGGCUGGACUUAUCAGCCCUCUCUGUCACCCUGUACUGGGCUGUAGUGGGAGGGUGGCCUCCACUAUGCCAGACCUGCAUGUGGUCUGAGUCUCAACAUACACGCACACAGAAAAUCACAGACUUGGUGGGGGACCUGCCCAAAAGAGGGCCCAUCCCUGUGCAGCAUAUCUGUGUAACACAUUCAUAUGUUGCUCAAUGCCAAAUGAACUGUACAAAGUUGGAUUGGAACUGUCCAAAAUGCAUGCGUCGAUCUACCUUGCUCUCUUUGCUGAUGCAUACGCUGGACUGCAGUGUUGCUUUACUGUACAUGUGUGCCAUUUGUCCCUCUGUCUGCAGGACAGGCUCGCGAAACGGGCCCUGGUCAGGCAUCAUCCUUCGAAUGUACAGAUUGAACACAUGGUUGUUUAAAAUCAAAGCUCAGAGGUGACAGCGCCGUCUCUGAAAAUCGAUUCUGAGGAACACGUUUCUUACUCUGCCAUCUUGGGUUAGAAGGGACGUUUGAGGUCAGAGUGUAACUGAGGAAUAAAACACUAUCGUUUUGCUUUAUUUACUGUAGAUUGAACCAUGAACAUUUUUGCAGCCUGAAUUUUUGCUUCUUUUUUUUCCACCUGUCUGUUUCAGUUAAAUCAGUUUACUGAAGGCAUGUUUGCUACAUGACUCAUUGGGUGUAAAGCUGCUCUACAGACACCUUUAAAGGAUGUCAUGCUUUCACUGUCAAUUUAUGUGAAUAAAUGACUUGUGGCUGCUGCCCCUCGCCACAGCAGCCAGCUGACAGACCCUGUCCACGCCUGGCAUUAGCAUGCGUCACCAGUGACCACUUGUGAACAGAUCCCAGUCGAACACCUCUCUAUAUGCAAAUAAACACGUAUAUCAUUGCUGUAUAUGUUUCGCCAGUCUGACUAUGACAGACAGGUCUGAUGUCAAUGUGUUUGUGUGUGUUUGUGUGUGUGUAUGAGAGAAUGUGGUGUAUGUGUUUGUGUUACAAAUUUAAAUACAAAAAAUCACUAUGUUGGGGGUCAAUGUAAAUGGCCACUAAUAAAUCAAUGUAUAGGAAACCUAGUCAGUUGAGUAGUUGGUCCUUCAAUGUGGCCCAGGACACAAUUGUGUUGACGCUGCAAAAAGAAUGUGGUCACAGGUGUCCCAGACCACUUCCGAAUGGGAUCUGAGUGAUUGGUUCUCAAACGUGUCCUCAAUUAAUCUAAGGUGGGUUCACACCUAUAACUUAGAGCUGUCCACUUGUGAUCAGUUCACCCGCUCCUGAGACGGACGUUAAUGCCAGGUCUGGACAGGGCACUGAAGUAGAAUCUGAAUUUAUUUGCUGGCCAGACAGAGGUAGUAAAUUAAUGUAUGCAGGUUGUCAUAAACACAUUAUUUUAUUAAGAGAAUGUCAGGGUGAUGUUUCAGACAGCUACUAUAAUUUUUAUCAAGGAUGGCAAAAAAAAUUCUCAGCCAAAAAUAACAACCUCCCUAGGCUUAAUAAUUAAAAAAAAUAUAUAUAAAAAAGCACUACGAGGAAGGUUCAGCCAGGAAACCUUGUUUUGUUUAUUUUAUUUUAAGAUACGGGAUCUGCUGUGUAGCGGUGUAAAUAUCUGUGUUUUUUCUCUCUCAUGAAAGCGGGUACCACGCAGACAUACCUGAAUGCCAAUUUUAAAGAACGUUGGUAAAACAUCAUCUCCGUGGCUGGAAGGGACGACUCAUCUGUCACAUGUUGUCAUACUGUUACUCAAUCUGCGACUCUCAGUGGGGGGGGGGGGAUGUUGUGUAACGGGCCGUAGCAUUAUGGGGCAGGGCCGGGUCUAGACAGGCAUGUAUGAGGGGGCAGCCACAAAUCUUGAGGGGGCAUUGUGCCUAACCCUAACCCUAACCCUAUUUAGUUUGAGGGGGCACAACAUUUAUUUGAGGGGGCCAGGCCCCCUCUUGCCCCUGCCUAGACCCGGCCCUGGGGUAUAGUUGAAUGUCAUGCUAAAAUUGAAGUACACACUCUGCUAAGAGCACCGGGCAUAUUUUUCAAUGCAGGUCUAGCUCAACCUUCACUGUCCUCAGAAACAACAGUUACAUGUAUAUAUAUAUACUGUAUGGCUUUACACCAAAAGCUAGUGUGAGACCAUUUUGGACGAUUAAGUGUUAUCUGAGUUUUCUGUUUCUAGUCCAUGAUCAUCCUCGCAUGGUCUCUGUCAUCUUGGUAAUGUAAUUACAGGUAGGAAUGAAUUCAAGUGCUUUGUGAGACUGUUUGGAUCAUGAUUUCCCAUCUGUGACUCAGCCUGCUGUCUCUGUGUAUUAUCUCAUGUUGUGGCUUCAGACAAACAGGAUCCUCAGCCAACCUGCAGAGGUGUGAGACAAGCGCGUCUCCUUUCUCUCGGCGGCAGAAACUCUGGCUGUUUCUUCUCUCUACUUUGGCUUCAAUUGUUAUCGCAGAACAGCAUUUUCUCAUUGUGUGAUGCAGCAUUCAGUGUGUGUUUUUAAUGUGAAACAAUUAAAUGAAAAAAGUUGUUUUGCA